This is a messenger RNA of Phaedon cochleariae (mustard beetle), 1660 nucleotides long. NCBI's taxonomy places the organism in Eukaryota, Metazoa, Arthropoda, Insecta, Coleoptera, Chrysomelidae. The record is from the annotation of a GenBank genome assembly.
UGUAAAACCGUUUACCUAAACAAAACUAAUUCAUUAGGAAUAAUAUACGUGCAUGAUCAUAUGGAGCUGACACAAACUAACUAAUUUCUUCAACAAACAGUAAUCAUUCACAUUUAGUAAUAUCGAACAUGUUAAUUUAAAUCUUAAAAUUUGUGACAAAUGAUUAUUGCGAAUAUCAGUAUGAAGUAGUUUAUCUCGAAGUGAGGGUGAGAAUUAUGGAUGAGACGAAGUUGGUAGUGAAAAAACAACUUUCUCUUUUAGAAAGUAAAGUUAGUGGAGAUUUCGAUAAUGGAAGAUACAGAUACUCUCCAACUUCACCCAGUCAAUCCAGCAGACGAUCCUUCAGGCCAAAUGCUCUGAGGAACAGAAUGCGAAAGCGCGUCGUUUUCAAAAACGGCGACUGCAACAUCCUCCAAUCACGAAUCUCUAAACGUCGCCUCCGCUUCCUUCAAGACAUCUUCACCACGUUGGUCGACUCGCAAUGGAGAUGGACGCUCACCAUCUUCGCCAUAGGCUUCCUGGGCUCCUGGCUGUUAUUCGCGCUGAUCUGGUGGCUGAUCGCCUUCACUCACGGCGACCUGGAGGAUGACCAUCUGCCUCCGAAACAGGCCGAUUCGAAUUGGUCGCCGUGUGUCUUCAACAUCUAUGGGUUCACCUCCUGCUUCUUAUUCUCGAUAGAAACGCAGCAUACCAUCGGUUACGGUGUCCGAACCACCACAGAGGAAUGCCCCGAAGCCAUCUUCAUCAUGUGCCUGCAGAGCAUCGCCGGCAUGAUCAUCCAAGCCUUCAUGGUCGGCAUAGUCUUCGCCAAGAUGACGCGCCCGAAGCUGCGCACGCAGACGCUGCAGUUCUCCAAGAACGCCGUCAUCUGUCAACGCGAAGGCCAUCUCAGCCUCCUGUUCCGCGUCGGAGACAUGCGCAAGAGUCACAUCAUCGGAGCCAGCAUCCGUGCGCAGCUCAUCCGCGCCAAAAAGACCAAGGAGGGCGAGAUGCUGAACAACUUCCAAACGGAGCUCGUCGUGAACGCAGAUGGCUGUGAUGGCAACCUAUUCUUCAUCUGGCCGAUGACGAUCGCCCACAAGAUCGACGAGAAUUCGCCCUUCUUCUAUCUCUCUGCUUGCGACAUGUUGCAGGACAAAUUCGAGAUCGUGGUUAUCUUGGAGGGAACGAUAGAAAGCACCGGCCAAACCACGCAGGCUCGGUCGAGCUAUCUGGCUAGUGAAGUGUUGUGGGGUCACAGGUUCGAACCGGUCGUUUCUUAUAAUAAGGAUAGACAGGGAUACGAGGUGAACUAUUCGAAGUUCGAUAAUACCGUUGCCAUUGAUACGCCAUUGUGUUCUGGUGCGGAGCUAGCCGAAUUUUAUAGGAUACAGCAUACUCCCGACCUCGAACCGUAUCAAGUUCAAUUACUUGACCCAGUGCCCAAGAGGAAAAACAGUAGUUCUACCCCUCAAUAUUCUGUCCCUACAACCCCCAUCAAAGAUCGAAAUGAACAACUGAAUGGAAACCUACUUUCAAUGGAUACAAGUCUGGAAAUAGAUCGGCAAUUCAAAUCAUCUCCGAGUUUCCACAAGAACCAUUAUGAUAUCCCCGAGGAAAAGGAAGAUGACGAUCAAAUCCAAACCUCAUUGAUGAAAUAUAUCUAAUCUUUAUAAUAUAU